Messenger RNA from Drosophila novamexicana, 2257 nucleotides. Its product is annotated as stromal interaction molecule homolog. Gene Ontology annotation, biological process: intracellular calcium ion homeostasis; activation of store-operated calcium channel activity; store-operated calcium entry. Gene Ontology annotation, cellular component: plasma membrane; endoplasmic reticulum. The coding region runs from base 82 to 972 and encodes 296 amino acids. The record is from RefSeq and is a predicted model, not a curated record. NCBI's taxonomy places the organism in Eukaryota, Metazoa, Arthropoda, Insecta, Diptera, Drosophilidae. The transcript has 5 exons. Gene Ontology annotation, molecular function: calcium channel regulator activity; calcium ion binding.
GCUGUAAAUAAUCUACAUUAUGUAAGCAAUGUCCUAGGCAUAAAAGACCCAAUACAUAAGCAAAAAAUAUCUCUAAAAGCUAUGGAUGUUGUUCUAUUUGGACCGCCACGAGAAACAGGCACUCGCUGGAAGGAUUAUAUUCUUGUCACUCUUUUAUUAAGUGCUAUAAUAGGAUGUUGGUAUGCCUACCAACAAAAUAAAAAUGCUAAGCGGCACUUGCGUCGCAUGGCACAGGACAUGGAAGGAUUACAACGGGCUGAACAAAGUCUACAGGAAAUGCAAAAGGAAUUGGAGCUAGCUCGUAUGGAGCAGGAAAAUGUUGCAACGGAGAAAAUGGAUCUUGAAAGGCGCCUUAAAGAAGUGCCUUCCCUUAGUUCGUCUAGCUCAGAUCUUGAGGUACAGCAGCUAAAAAAAGAAAUUGAAAUGUUGCGCAAUGAAUUAACACGUGCUGAGUUCGAGCUGGUUGAUAAUUGCUGGGCGCCCCCUCAGCAGUUGCAAUCAUGGUUACAGUACACAUAUGAGCUGGAAAGCAAAAACCAUCAAAAAAAACGCAUUUGUGCUGAGAAACAACUUCAAUCCGCGCGUGAAGCAUGUGAAAAAUUACGUAAAAAGCGAUCAAGCUUGGUUGGCGCUUUUGUUUCAACCCACGGUAAGAGCAUUGAUGACGUUGAUCGCUCUAUUGUCGAGGCACGUAACGCGCUUGGAGAAGUAACCAACGAGUUACAGGAACGCCUGCACCGUUGGAAGCAAAUUGAAACGUGUCUAGGCUUAAAUAUUGUCAAUAACAACGGAUUAACAUACUUAGAGAAUGUUCUCUAUAGCCGUAAUGGUGGUAUUACUGGCAGCAUCGGUGGUGUCAAUUCCACAAAAGGUUCUAGAGCGCGGAUCACAUGCAGCACAGACGACUUGGAUGAUGAUUCAGUACAAGAUAGCAAUGGAAAACUCUACCUUGCGGAACCAAUAUUUGAUUGACCAACGAACAUAUUUUUAGCAGUUAUAUUCACCUAAUUACUUUUGAAAAUUUUCUGUUAUAUAUGAAUAUACUUAUAUACAUAUGCAUAUGAAAUGCAGUUCGUCAAUCGACUAUUAAUAGUAACAUUUUAUUAUAUAAUUUAAUUAUGAAAUCAAGGCUGCAAACCGGUACUUGGAAGACAUACAUCAUUCUGCAGAUCUUUAUACUUAAAAACAUAUAUGUAUGUGACUCAAUAUAAAUUUAGAAAAUAUUAAACUUCGUUUACCACCAAUAAAUUUGUUUAUCCCAUAUCUCCUUCUUGGUUUGCAGCUUUUAUUUACUCCCAGUUUUAGAAAUGGUUACUGUCAAUGCAAAAAACGUUUUACGGAAGCUACAUAAAUAUUAUAUUAUUGCAUACAAUAUAUUUAUAUUAUUCAGUUAAGAGCAGUCAUUCUUAUUAAAUCGUAAGCUGUUCGACAAUUGUUUUACUCUAUGUAAGUAUAUAUAAUAAUCAUCAUAUUAUAUAAUUACUUUAAAAAGAGUGACAUGCAGCUGCUACGAAAAUAUGAUACAAAUGUAUUAUGAUCACGCGAAUUGUGAUUCCUGAAAAGUCAGCUUCACUUAAAAAAAAACUAGUGAAACUCUUUUUAAUAACGACUGCUUGUAAAUGUUUUAAUAAAAAAAAAUUGAACUACGUACGUACAUAAAUACAAAUCGCUUAUUUACCUAUAUCUGUCAUAUUUCCAAAAAGUUUUUUUUUGCAGAAAAUGCGUUUAAAGUUUUCUAUUCAGUAUUACUGCUGAAAAAAAUAAUAAUAUCUAUUGUUAUAACUGGAAGGGUAUUCACGAUAUGAACCUUGCAUAAGAAAUGGUAAUUCGAUGCAAAAGUCGAUUUUAUUAACUUAUGACAAUAUUCAAGUAAAUGAGCGAUAUAUGUAUUUGUGUUUGUAAUAUGAUCUAAAUUGUAAUUAAGAUUUGAAUCUAAAUUGUAAGGAUACAUGUGUUAAUAAAUAUGAUUUUCACCUAAAUUUCAUUAUGCUCUUAUCUUCCAUUGUUACCUUGUAAAGUACACCUUUAUAGAUUUUACUUCAAAUAAACACUGGAUUGUUUUUCUCAUAUUUUUUUUCGUAAACACUUCUUUUGUUUAAUUAAUUUGGGCGUUAUCCUUUCUGGAGCUUGUUCGUCAUAUUUAUAAAUGUAUAUGCAUAUAUAUCAAUUUUUGUACAUUGUGCAAUUAAUAAACGUUUUAUAUAUCGUUGUAUAAACCUCUAUGUAAUUGAAAAAAUAUUUAAAAAGCGAUAAAAAA